AUGCCAAGUGGAUUUUUGACAGCUGAAAAUGAUUUUCCUGUUGGUUCAAAGUCCAAAGCUAGCUUUUUUAUGAAGAAAUCGAAAGAGGCUAUCCCUAAAGAUGGUAUCUUAACAAAGUAUAUUUUCUAUGGUGAUCUUUCAUACAGCCCUUUGGACCAUUUUUCUGUGUUCGUCGACGAAGUUCUUGUCCCUGUUUUGUCUAACAAGAAAAAUUAUAGUUCUUGGCCAUCUGUGGUCUAUGAGGAUGUCAUGAAAUAUGCGCACGGUUUGAAGAGACAAACCGAUAUCGUCGUUGGGCAAACAAAAGGAAAGACAUUUCUCCCUCUACCAAUUGAGCAAGAGCGUUUAAUGGAGCAUGUUAAAGAAGGUAAAGUUAAUCGAAGUUUCGUUUAUGCUAUUGAAUCACUCGUCAUUGAAUGGUCACAUCAAAUCCACAAAGUAUUACUUAAGGAUUCAUCUCAACCAUUACUAAGUGGAUUAAACCCCACUCCAUUGAUAGAAUUAGAUUUUUGGAGAGCAAAAGUAAAGAAUCUUGAAAACAUCUAUUCUCAGUUAUGUACACCAAAAGUCAAACAAAUGGCGCAAAUUUUAGAGCAGGCUAACAGUAGUUAUUUUGUUCCAUUUAAAGAGAUGUUUAAGUCUGUUGUAACUGCUUUACGUGAAGCACAAGAUAUUGACAUGCAUUUAACUAUUAUGCGUACGAGAUUGGAGGACAUGGAACAAGCUGAAUUCAACCAGUUAUCACAGCAUAUUGAGCCUAUUUUCAAUCUCAUCUGCUUAGUAUGGGCUAGUUCCAAGGGAUAUCGACAACCGGCAAGAAUAUUGGUUCUUUUACAAGAAUUAUGUAAUCUAAUGAUUAAUCAAGCUCGAACAAAUUUAGAUCCAUAUGAUGUAUUGAAAGGUGAAGCUGAAGAGAUUCAAUUGAAAAUAGAAUAUACUUUAAAAGUAUUAUAUAAAUUUAAAAAUAUUUAUCAUCAACAUCGUGUAAAUUUACCAAAAUAUUUUGAACAAGUUUCUGAAAAACUAAACAUGUCAAAUGAACUUACUUUGUGGGAAUUUAAAAAUGAACUUGCAUUUAGUCGUUAUGACUCAUUUGUUGAACGUAUUGAAGCAGUACAUCAUUUAGUGUUGACAGCUAUCGAAUUUUUAAAAUUAGAAAAGUUAGUCUUUGGCGGCAUUGAAGGCGGUUCAUUAAAUCAACGUGUCACAGAAAUCUAUGAAUCAUUUUGUAAUACAUACAAGAUGUUCAAUGAUAGAACCUAUGAUGUUUUGGAUCCACUGAAUGAAGAGUUUUCUAAGGAUUUCGCAGAAUUUAAUAAAUGUGUACAAGAUUUAGAACAUCGACUAUCUAAUGUGGUUGAACAUGCCGUAGACGAUUGCCCUGCUAUAGAACAUUUUCUUAAGCUCAUUAGCAUUCUGCAUACAUUGCUGGACAGACCCAUAAUAAAAGAGAGUUUCCAACCUAAAUACAAAGUUUUGACACAAAUGUUAAAUGAUGAAUUGGAUACAGUGAAAAAUAUCUAUGAUUAUCAUAUAGCCGGUGAAAGAAUUCGACAAGAAAAUCUAUUAUUGAACUCAGCAUCUGACAAACCAUCAGAAGAGAAGCAUACAAUGAAACAUGGUCUUUACAAGAAACAACCAUCUUAUUACUUGGAAAUUCAUAAAAAUAUGCCCCGAUUAUCAGGAAAUUUAAAAUGGGCACAUGAUUUGAAAAUGCGUAUUACACAACCUAUGGAAACGAUUCAUCAUUUAGACUUACCAAUAAUUCAUACUGAAGAAGGUGAAUUAAUUCAAAAGAAAUAUGAUCAAAUAUUGAGUCUUCUGGACGAAUAUGAAAAACGUGCAUUUAAUGAAUGGUCUAAGGGUGUAGAUGAAAUAUGUUCAUUCAAUUUGUCUCAACCACUACUUGUACGUGAUCCAAAUACAAAAAUGCUAAGUGUCAAUUUCGAUGCAAAACUUGUAGCUAUUCUUCGUGAAGUUAAAUAUUUAGGCAUAUUUACCGAAGAAACAGUACCUAAUUCAGCAGCCAAAUUAUAUGAACAAAAUGAGAAAUUACGCAAUUUCCAUAUCAGUUUAGAUAUGAUUGUUGAAGCUUAUAGUUAUUUAUCUAACCAACUUAUACCUGUUGAAACAGAAUUAAUCAGCAAAGAAAUGAGUUUAUUUGAUAAGCAAGCGGAACAAGCUGAAACUUCAUUGAAUUGGGAAACAAGUGAUGCAUGGAAUUAUAUACAAAUUACACGAAAUCAGAUUGAUGAUUUAAAACAACGCGUAGUACAAACGCAAGAAAAUAUACAACAGAUUCAGUUAAUUACAACUACAUGGUCUAAAACACCAUUGUUUGAACGUAAAGAUGGUAAAAAAGACACAUUAUUAGGAUUGGAUGAUCGUGAAGAUAGAUGUUCCAAGCGGUAUGCUGAAAUUACAGAUUCCGGUAAACAAAUACUGAAUAUUCUAAAAACAAGUCGUGAAUUAUUUAAAGCUGAUGAAAACGAUCCUGCUUGGAUAAAAUACAUUGAAUACAUUGAUGGUAUUCUAGAGACUGGUCUUAUUCAAGCCAUCGAGUGUAGUUUAAAUUAUUUACUCACCGAAACUGAAGAUAGCCCGAACACAGCUGCUUUAUUGGAAGCUCAAAUGGAACUACAAGCCCCGGACAUAUCAUUUCAACCGUCUAUGGAUAUUGAUUCGAAAAAUGGACUGUAUGCACUUGUCAACCGUAUCAUUGAUGAUAUUUACAAACAAGCAACAUUUAUUCCUUAUAUAACCAAUAUGAGUAUGAAAGAUAGCUAUUUGAGCAAAAUGCAUCAAAAUGAAAAUUUAUCAAAAAAACGUAAACAACUCUUGGAUCGUGUAGAAAUUGUCAUGAAAAAGGCAUUGAAUUAUCGUGCCACAUUUGAUAAAUAUUCUUAUUUAUGGAUUGAUGAUCGUAAUGAAUUUAUGCAACAAUUUUUAUUAUAUGGACAACCGGUUAGUCAAGAAGAUUUAGAUUUAAUCAAUGCUAGCGGCGGCAUACAACCAACCGGUGAAGGUGCCGAAAACUUACCAGUAUUAAAACCACCAACGUUGGAACAAUUUAAAGAGCAAAUCGAUUACUAUGAAGAAAUCUAUAAUGAGGUUGGUAAAUUAGAUGGAUCUACUAAAUUUGAUUCUUGGUUCCGUGUUGACGCGCGUAAAUUUAAACAAGCGCUCAUAAACGUCAUUAAACGAUGGAGUCUAAUGUUUAAACAACACUUGAUUGAUCAUGUUACAACCAGUUUGGAAGAUUUGAAUAAUUUCAUUCAGGAUUCCACUCAGGCUUUAAGUGUGGAUCUUCAAGAAGGAAAUUAUGAGGCUUUAAUUUCUGUCAUGAAAAAUUUAGGCCAAGUAAAAGAUCGUCAAAUUUCCACCGAUGAAAUGUUCGAGCCAUUGAAACAAACAAUUGAACUAUUGAAAACGUAUAAUCAAGAAAUGCCUGAUAAAGUGCAUCAGCUAUUAGAAUUACUGCCUGAAAAAUGGAACAAUGUCAAGAAACAAGCGGUAUUAAUGAAACAAACAGUUGCACCACUGCAAAAUAAUGAAGUGGCUAGUAUACGUCGUAAAUGUGCCAGGUUCGAUGUGCAACAACAUAUGUAUCGUGAAGAAUUUCGUAAAAUAACACCGUUUAAUUAUAAUUGUGAAAAUCCUUACGAAAUCAUGGACAAGAAUCAUCAUAGUUUAUCGUCAUUCGAAAGUGAAAUGUCAUCUCUUGUUGCAUCAGCCAGCUUAUUUGAAGUGAAUGUUCCUGAAUUUAAACAACUUAAACAAUGCCGUAAAGAUUUGAAAACAUUGAAAAUAUUAUGGGAUUAUAUUUAUUUAAUUCAAACAACCAUGCAUGAUUGGACACUGAGUCCAUGGCGUACUAUCAAUGUGGAACAAUUAGAUUUAGAUUGUAAAAAAUUUGCAAAAGAUUUACGUGGUCUAGAUAAAGAAAUGCGUGCAUGGGAUGCAUAUAUUGGUAUUGAAGAGAAAGUGAAAAAUAUGCUGACAUCAUUGAGAGCAGUAAGUGAAUUACAAAAUCCAGCAAUACGUGAUCGACAUUGGAUACAAUUGAUGAAAGCGACCGGUGUGAAAUUCAAAAUGACUGAAGAAACUACACUAAUGGAUUUGUUAUCAUUAAAUUUACAUGAAUAUGAAGAUGAAGUACGUAAUUUAGUUGAUAAAUCUGUAAAAGAGAUGAGUAUGGAAAAAGUAUUAAAAGAAAUCAACUCAACAUGGUCACAAAUGGAAUUCGAGCAUGAAACACAUUUACGCACAAAUUUAACUUUAUUAAAAGCAAGUGAAGAAUUAAUUGAAACACUAGAAGAAAAUCAAGUACAAUUACAAAAUAUGAUGACAUCCAAAUACAUUGAUUAUUUCCUUGAUGAUGUAUCAGUAUGGCAAAAACGAUUAUCCAUAGCUGAUCAAGUGAUUACAAUUUGGUUUGAAGUACAACGUACAUGGUCAAAUCUAGAAUCAAUAUUUAUCGGUUCUGAAGAUAUACGUAAACAGCUACCAGAAGAUUCGGCAAGAUUUGAUGGCAUUGAUCAUGAUUUUCGCAAAUUAAUUCAUGAAAUCGGUAAUGAUUACAAUGUGAUUCGAGCAACAAGUCGACCACGUUUAUAUGAACGUUUAGAAUUAAUACAAAAAGAUUUAACUUUAUGCGAAAAAGCAUUGGCUGAAUACUUAGAAACUAAACGUUUAGCAUUUCCACGAUUUUAUUUUGUAUCACCAACCGAUUUGUUAGAUAUCUUAUCUAACGGCAAUAUACCAGAACAAGUUACUAAACAUUUAACUAAACUAUUCGAUUCAUUGGCUUCAUUGAAAUUUCGUCCAGGUGAAAAAGGUAAUUCAAAAAUUGCCUAUCAUAUGGGUGCCAAAGACGGUGAACAAGUGAAAUUAUCCAAAGAUAUAGAUUUAGAUGGACAAGUUGAAGUAUGGUUAAACAAACUAUUAGAUGAGAUGCGUGCCACUAUACGUUAUUAUUUAGCAGAAGCUGUUUCAACAUAUGAAGAGAAAUCACGUGACCAAUGGUUAUUUGACUAUCCAGCUCAAGUAUCAUUGGCCGGCUCACAAAUUGGUUGGACAACAGAAGUGAAUAUAAAUUUUGCUAGAUUAGAAGAAGGCUAUGAGAAUGCAUUGAAAGAUUUUAACCGAAAACAAAUUCAACAAUUAAAUGCACUGAUCACAUUGCUAAUUGGUGAGCUGAAUUCACAGGAUCGUCAAAAAGUCAUGACUAUCUGCACCAUUGAUGUACAUAAUCGUGAUGUCGUCAGUAAAUUGAUCAGUCAAAAAAUCGAUAAUGCAUUAUCGUUUACAUGGAUUAGUCAAUUAAGACAUCGUUGGGAUGACAAACAACAAGAUUGUUUCAUUAAUAUUUGUGAUGCACAAUUUCGUUAUGCUCAUGAAUAUUUAGGCAAUACACCAAGAUUAGUCAUUACACCAUUGACAGAUCGUUGUUACAUCACACUGACACAAUCGUUGCAUUUAACAAUGAGCGGUGCGCCAGCUGGUCCAGCCGGUACUGGUAAAACAGAAACAACCAAAGACUUAGGCCGUGCAUUGGGUAUCAUGGUUUAUGUGUUCAAUUGUUCAGAACAAAUGGAUUAUAAAUCCAUUGGUAAUAUUUAUAAAGGAUUAGCUCAAUCUGGUGCAUGGGGUUGUUUUGAUGAAUUUAAUCGUAUUUCAGUGGAAGUUUUAUCUGUUGUCGCUGUUCAAGUGAAAUGUAUACAAGAUGCAAUAAGAGAUAAGAAGAAACGUUUCAAUUUCCUCGGGGAAGAGAUUAGUUUAGAUCCAACAGUUGGUUUAUUCAUCACAAUGAAUCCUGGCUACGCUGGACGUGCUGAAUUACCAGAGAAUUUAAAAGCACUGUUUCGUCCAUGUGCUAUGGUUGUGCCAGAUUUUGAAUUAAUUUGUGAAAUUAUGUUAGUCGCUGAAGGUUUCACUGAUGCUAGAUUAUUAGCUAGGAAAUUUUUGACGCUAUAUAAAUUAUGCAAAGAAUUAUUAUCGAAACAAGAUCAUUAUGAUUGGGGUUUACGAGCUAUUAAAUCUGUAUUAGUCGUUGCCGGUGCACUGAAACGUAGUGAUCCAGGUCGACCAGAAGAUCAAGUACUGAUGCGUGCAUUACGUGAUUUCAAUAUACCGAAAAUUGUCACUGAUGAUUUACCGGUGUUUAUGGGUUUAAUUGGUGAUUUAUUCCCAGCAUUAGAUGUGCCUAGAAAACGUGAUUUAGAAUUGGAGAAACAAGUGAAACAAGCUGCAAUCGAUUUGAAAUUACAAGCUGAAGACAAUUUUAUAUUAAAAGCUGUACAACUGCAAGAAUUAUUCGCUGUUCGACAUUCAGUAUUUGUAUUAGGCAAUGCUGGUACAGGUAAAUCAAUGGUAUGGAAAACAUUAUAUCGUACAAAUUUCAAUUUGAAAAAGAAACCAGUCGCUGUUGAUCUAGAUCCGAAAGCUGUUACAAAUGAUGAAUUGUUUGGUGUUAUCAAUCCAGCUACACGUGAAUGGAAAGAUGGUUUAUUCUCUGUGAUUAUGAGAGAUUUAGCGAAUUUAACACAUGAUGGACCUAAAUGGAUUGUACUCGACGGGGACAUUGAUCCAAUGUGGAUUGAAUCAUUGAACACAGUGAUGGAUGAUAAUAAAGUUUUAACAUUAUCAAGCAAUGAACGUAUUCCACUGACGCCGACAAUGCGUUUAUUAUUUGAAAUAAGUCAUUUGAAAACAGCCACACCAGCUACUGUUUCACGUGCCGGAAUUCUAUACAUCAAUCCACAAGAUCUUGGCACCACUCCAUUUGUAGCCAGUUGGUUGGCUAAACGUGAACUACAAUCGGAACAGGCUAAUUUACAAAUUCUCUUUGAUAAAUAUAUUCCAUCCUGUUUAGAGGUAUUACGUACACGUUUUAAAAAGAUCACACCAAUCGCUGAAAUAGCUCAUGUACAAAUGUUAUGCUAUUUACUGGAUUGUCAUUUAACGCCCGAGAAUACACCACCAGAUAGUCCUAAAGAAUUAUACGAAUUAUAUUUUGUAUUCUGUGCUAUCUGGGCAUUCGGUGGAUCAUUAUUCCAAGAUCAAUUAGUUGAUCAUCGUGUGGAAUUCAGUAAAUGGUGGGUGACUGAAUUUAAAAGUGUUAAAUUUCCGACAACCGGCACUGUUUACGAUUAUUUCAUUGAUCCUGUGAGUAAAAAAUUCGAAUCAUGGUCAAAGAAACUGCCAGAGUUCGAAUUAGAUCCGGAACUUCCACUACAAGCUGUGCUUGUCCCGACAACAGAAACAAUUCGUAUACGUUAUUUCUUAGAUUUACUACUACUACAUAAACGUCCUGUCAUGUUAGUUGGCAAUGCAGGCACUGGGAAAACAGUACUUGUACAAGAUAUAUUUUCCAGUUUUAACGAAGAUAUAAUGGUUACAAAUGUACCAUUCAAUUUUUACACAACAAGUGAAAUGCUUCAAAGUGUUUUAGAGAAACCAUUAGAGAAAAAAGCUGGCCGAAAUUAUGGUCCACCUGGUAGUAAACGUUUAAUCUAUUUUAUUGACGAUUUAAAUAUGCCCGAAGUGGAUACCUAUUUUACGGUACAACCACAUUGUUUAAUUCGACAACAUAUUGAUUAUUCACACUGGUAUGACAGAACAAAAUUGACCCUGAAGGAAAUCAAUAAUACGCAAUAUGUGGCGUGCAUGAAUCCCACAUCCGGUAGUUUCACUAUUGAUCCAAGAUUGCAACGACAUUUUUGUGUAUUCGGACUAAGUUUUCCUGGUCAAGAAGCAUUGAAAAUAAUUUAUUCAUCGAUAUUAACUCAACAUUUAGGAUUAAUUAACUGUUCGCCAGCUUUACAAAAAUUCGCCAUCAGUGUUGUCGACUGUGCAUUAUUAUUGCAUGCUAAAGUGGCCAGUAUAUUUUUACCGACUGCUAUCAAAUUUCAUUAUAUAUUUAAUUUACGUGAUUUAUCCAAUAUAUUUCAAGGUUUAUUAUUUUCAACCAAUGAGUGUAUUCAUCAACCAAGCGAUCUAGUCCGUUUAUGGAUGCAUGAAUGUGAACGAGUCUACUCAGAUAAACUAAUUGAACGUGAAGAUGUUGAACUAUUUCAGAAAACUUUAACCGAUAUCACAAAACAAUGUUUUGAAGAUAUCGAAGAAGGUGUAUUAUUUAGUAAACCAAAUAUGUAUUGUCAUUUCACUCAAGGUAUUGGUGAACCGAAAUAUUUACCAGUAACUAAUAUGAAUGAUUUACAAAAAUUAUUAAAUGAAGCAUUAGAUAGUUAUAAUGAAUUGAAUGCUGUCAUGAAUUUAGUCUUAUUUGAAGAUGCCAUUGCGCAUGUGUUACGUAUUAGUCGUAUAUUAGAAUCACCACGUGGCAAUGCCUUAUUGAUUGGUGUCGGCGGUUCCGGGAAACAAUCUCUAUCAAGACUGGCUGCAUUUCUUAGUUCAUUAGAAGUAUUUCAAAUCACUUUGCGUAAAGGUUAUGCAAUUCCAGAUUUGAAAGCUGAUCUAGCUGGUCUUUAUUUAAAAGCUGGCUUAAAAAAUACUGGCACUGUGUUUUUGUUGACUGACAGUCAAAUCACUGAAGAGAAAUUUCUGGUCCUAAUUAAUGAUUUAUUAGCAUCCGGUGAUAUACCCGAAUUAUUGCCUGAUGAUGAAGUGGAAAAUGUCAUUAAUGGUGUACGUGGUGAAGUGAAAGCACAAGGUAUACAAGAUACACGUGAAAAUUGUUGGAGUUAUUUCAUUGAUAAAGUACGUCGAUUGCUAAAAGUGGUAUUAUGCUUUUCACCAGUUGGUUCGACAUUACGUGUGAGAGCGAGAAAGUUUCCAGCUAUUGUUAAUUGUACCGCAAUUGAUUGGUUUCAUGAAUGGCCAAAAGAAGCAUUAUUAUCCGUAUCAAAACGAUUUUUAAGUAGUAUAGAACUAUUACCAGAAAAUAUUCGAUCAUCUGUCGCAGAAUUCAUGUCAUUCACACAUCAAUCAGUUAAUGAUAUAAGUAUUGCUUACUUACAAAAUGAACGUCGUUAUAAUUAUACAACGCCGAAAUCAUUCUUAGAACAAAUACAAUUAUAUGAAAAUAUGUUAAAUCAAAAAUAUACUGAUUUAAUUAAUAAAACAGUACGUUUAGAAAAUGGUUUACAAAAAUUAGAAAGUACUGCACAACAAGUAGAUGAAUUGAAAGCAAAAUUAGCCGCACAAGAAGUGGAAUUAGCGCAGAAAAACGAAGAUGCUAAUAAGCUAUUAGCAAUUGUCGGUGCAGAAACGGCAAAAGUGACAGGUGAAAAAGUGUCUGCAAAUCAAGAAGAAGAAAAAGUGGCUAAAAUCAAAAUUGAAGUAUCGAAAAAACAAAAAGAUUGUGAAAUUGAUUUAGCCAAAGCUGAACCAGCAUUAGUAGCAGCACAAGAAGCAUUGAACACAUUGAAUAAGAAUAAUUUAACCGAAAUGAAAUCAUUCGGUUCACCACCAGCAGCUGUAGUGAAUGUCACAGCGGCUGUUAUGGUUUUAUUAGCACCAGACGGUAAAAUACCCAAAGAUCGCAGUUGGAAAGCAUCAAAAGCCGGUAUAAUGAGUAAACUUGACUUAUUUUUAGAUAAUUUAAUCAAUUACGACAAAGAAAAUAUUCAUGAGAAUUGUUUGAAAGCUGUACAAGAGUAUUUAAAAGAUCCGGAAUUCGAUCCCGAAUUUAUUCGCAGUAAGUCGGCAGCCGCGGCUGGUCUAUGUUCUUGGGUUAUCAAUAUUGUACAAUUCUAUAAUAUUUAUUGUGAUGUCAAACCGAAACGCGAUGCAUUAGAUGCAGCUAAUGAAGAAUUACGUCAAGCAACUGAAAAAUUAGAAAAUAUUCAGAAAAAAAUUCAAGAAUUAGAAGAAAAAUUGAAAAAACUAACCGAUGAAUUUGAAGUAGCCACAAUGGAAAAACAAAAAUGUCAAGAUGAAGCGGAAUUAACUUACAAAACCAUUGAAUUAGCUAAUCGUUUAGUUGGUGGUUUAGCCUCCGAGAAAAUACGUUGGUCACAACAAGUAAAACAAUAUAAAGAACAAGCGAUUACAUUACCUGGUGAUGUUUUAUUAACUGCUGCAUUCUUAUCUUAUGUUGGCUGUUUCACAAAACAUUAUCGUACUGAACUGCUCGAUCAGCAUUGGUCACCAUUUUUGAAAUCAGUCAGUCCAUCGAUACCGAUUACCGAAGGCUUAGAUCCAUUGGACUUGUUAAUUGACGAUGCAGUUAUAGCUGUAUGGAACAAUGAAGGUCUACCAUCGGAUAGAAUGUCUAUUGAAAAUGCUACUAUUCUAACCAAUGCUGAACGUUGGCCAUUAAUGAUUGAUCCACAAUUACAAGGUAUAAAAUGGAUUAAAACACGUUAUGGAACUGAUUUGAAAGUGAUACGCCUCGGUGCCAAAGGCUAUUUGGAUCAUAUUGAACGUGCUAUAUCAUCUGGUGAUACUGUAUUACUAGAAAAUAUUGAAGAAUCAGUCGAUCCUGUCUUGGAUUCGUUAUUGGGCAGGAAAACAAUUAAAAAAGGCCGAGCCAUACGUCUCGGUGAUAAAGAAAUUGAAUAUAAUCCGGAAUUUCGUUUAAUUUUACAAACAAAAUUGGCUAAUCCACAUUAUAAACCAGAAAUGCAAGCACAGACUACGCUGAUUAAUUUCACUGUUACACGUGACGGUCUAGAAGAUCAAUUAUUAGCUAGUGUUGUCAGUAAAGAACGCCCAGACUUGGAACAGUUGAAAGCUGAUCUAACACGUCAACAAAAUCAAUUUAAAAUUACAUUGAAACAAUUAGAAGAUAGUUUAUUAGCUAGAUUGUCCGCAGCUGAAGGCAAUUUUCUUGGAGAUUAUGCGCUUGUUGAAAACUUAGAAACCAAUAAACGCACAGCUAUUGAAAUUGUAGAAAAAGUUGGACAAGCUAAAGUUACUGAAGUCCGUAUUAAUGAAGCACGUGAAUUGUAUCGUCCAGCAGCGUGUCGUGCCUCGUUAUUAUACUUUAUAUUGAAUGAUUUGAACAAAAUUAAUCCAAUGUAUCAAUUUUCAUUGAAAGCAUUUCGUAGUGUAUUUGAAGUGGCUAUGGAUCGAUCGGAAGCAGCCGAGGAAAUACAAAUACGUGUUAAAAAUUUACUUGAUUCAAUUACUUAUUCUGUUUAUAUGUAUACAUCAAGAGGUUUGUUUGAAAAAGAUAAAUUAAUAUUUACUGCACAAAUGACCUUUCAGAUAUUGUCAGUAGCCAAUGAAAUUAAUCCAGUUGAAUUAGACUUUUUAUUAAGAUUUCCAAUUGUACCGAAUUUAACAUCCCCGGUUGAUUUUAUUACAAAUAAUGGUUGGGGCGGAAUUAAAGCCCUCUCCAAUAUGGACUCAUUUCGGAAUUUAGACAAAGAUAUUGAAGGUUCAGCAAAACGUUGGAAAAAAUUAGUUGAAGGUGAAGCACCGGAAAAAGAGAAACUACCACAGGAAUGGAAAAAUAAGACAGCAUUACAAGUAUUAUGCAUAUUUCGUGCUUUACGACCAGAUCGUAUGACUUAUGCUAUAUCUGAUUUUGUUGGACAGAAACUAGGUCAAAAGUAUGUUGAAGGUGCCGGUCUGUCAUUUGCCAAUUCAUUUGAAGAAUCUGGUCCAUCGAUACCAAUUUUCUUCAUCUUAUCUCCUGGUGUUGAUCCAUUGAAAGAGGUUGAAGCACUUGGUCGUAAACUUGGUUUCACUGAGGAUAAUCAAAAUUUCCACAAUGUCUCUUUGGGUCAAGGCCAAGAGAUUGUGGCCGCAAGAGCUAUGGAGCUGGCUUCAAAAGAAGGUCACUGGGUUGUUUUACAAAAUGUUCACUUAGUCGCUAAAUGGCUACAGACAUUAGAGAAACUAAUGGAAGAAGCUGCUGAAAAAGGACAUCCGAAUUACAGGUUAUUUAUCAGUGCUGAACCAGCCGGUGAUCCAGAAUAUCAUAUUAUACCACAAGGUAUAUUAGAGAAUGCUAUAAAAAUAACCAAUGAACCGCCAACUGGUAUGUAUGCUAAUCUACACAAAGCAUUAAAUAAUUUCAAUCAAGAUACACUUGAAAUGUGUACACGUGAAAAUGAGUUUAAAACAAUUCUAUUCGGUCUAUGCUAUUUUCAUGCGGUUGUCUGUGAACGACGUAAAUUCGGUCCGCAAGGUUGGAAUCGUAUUUAUCCAUUUAAUAUAGGAGAUUUAACGAUCAGUGUCAGUGUAUUAUAUAAUUAUUUAGAAGCGAAUAGUAAAGUACCAUGGGAAGAUUUAAGAUAUUUAUUCGGUGAUAUUAUGUAUGGUGGGCAUAUCACCGACGACUGGGAUCGUCGUUUGUGUAAAACAUAUUUAGAGGAAUAUUUAGUACCGGAAAUGUUAGAUGGGGAUCAUUGUUUAGCACCGAAUUUCAAGACACCACAAAAUACUGAUUAUAAAGGUUAUCAUCAGUAUAUUGAUGAAUUUCUACCUCCGGAAUCACCUUAUCUGUAUGGUUUACAUCCAAAUGCUGAAAUGGAAUUCUUGACAAAUACAUCAGAAAAACUGUUUCGUACCAUAUUUGAAAUGCAACCACGUGAUACUGGCGCUGGUAGUGGUACAGGCGUAAGUAGAGAAGAGAAAUUGCAAAAUGUUCUCGAUGACAUUAUUGAAAAGCUACCAGAAGAUUUUAACAUGCUAGAAUUGCAAGGUAAAGUUCCACCGGAAGAACGUACACCUUAUGUUGUUGUCGCUUUUCAAGAAUGUGAACGCUUUAAUAUUUUAAUCAAAGAAAUGCGUAGAUCAUUAAAAGAAUUAACACUUGGUUUGAAAGGUGAAUUGACUACUACAACAGAAAUGGAAGAGUUAGCUAACUCACUUAUCAUUGAUAAUGUACCAGCUCAAUGGGAGAGACGAGCUUAUCCAAGUAUGUAUCCACUUGGCGUCUGGUAUGCUGAUAUGCUGUCUAGAGUGAAAGAAUUGGAAGUUUGGACAAAUGAUUUCUCUUUGCCUAAUACUGUUUGGUUAGGUGGGCUUUUUAAUCCUCAGUCAUUUUUGACAGCUAUCAUGCAACAGACAGCAAGAAAAAAUGAAUGGCCAUUAGAUCGUAUGGUAUUGCAAUGUGAUGUAACUAAAAAGGUCAAAGAUGAAAUGAGUACACCACCAAGAGAAGGCGCUUAUAUACACGGUCUGUAUAUGGAAGGUGCUAGAUGGGACAUACAAACUAAUAUGAUAGCUGAAGCUCGACUAAAAGAAUUAGCACCAAGUUUACCAGUGAUUUUUUUGAAAGCUGUACCUGUUGACAGACAAGAUUUACGAAAUACAUAUGCUUGUCCAGUCUAUAAAACAAAACAGCGUGGACCGACUUAUGUAUGGACAUUUAAUUUAAAAACUAAAGAAAAAGCAUCACGUUGGAUUUUGGGUGGUGUCGCCUUAUUAUUACAAAUUUAAGCAAUGUAAAAAAACAAACAAGCAGACAAUCAGCCAAUGAACACUUUGUUGUUUACAUUCUCCAUUCAUGAUUUUUAUAAAAAGCAAAUAAUCUUUAGGAAUUCAGAAUCAUGUUACUUUUUUCAAUAUUUCAAAGAAUUAUCCCUUAAUAUAAUAAUUCAAAAUUUUUUAAUCAAACAUUAUGCAUUCUGUUUGUGCACAGUUUUAUCUUGACAAUUCACUUUUGACGUCAUUUUUUGUGAAAAAAAACAAACAAACUGAAAGGACAACUCUAGGCUGAUAAUCUUCCUUCACUAUUCUUAUCUAUAACACAAUUAGUAAAACAAUGAUUACUG
Molecule: messenger RNA, 13694 nt
Organism: Schistosoma turkestanicum
Lineage: Eukaryota; Metazoa; Platyhelminthes; Trematoda; Strigeidida; Schistosomatidae
Source: the annotation of a GenBank genome assembly